AUGGAGCAUGGUCGCUAUCCGACGUUUGUCCUGGAUGGGCCUGACGAUUUUCUCUUGGAGGAGUUGCUGAAGCACUUGACGCUCGAGAGCGACGACCAUUCUCUGAGCCUAGCGGGAUCACCAGAGUUCGAGACACGAGACGACUUUUUGGCUGACGUGAAUGCUACGUGCCAGCUAAUCCGGCAGAGGAAUUCCCAUUUCCACGAAUUGUUGGUCUUCAGAGAUACCUCGAAUCAUGUCCAGGCCGGGAAUGUAUCCGAUACCGGUACCAAAGCCAGACCUAGCUUUGUGGCAGGUCUUGAAGGACAUUGGGGUAAAAACGAGGAGGACCAGAGACAGGAUGCUCGCACAUACCUUGACCUCCUGCUUGAUGCACGACCCGAUUUCAAGGCCGCCUUUGGCCUGUUGGUGGGCGAGAAACAUCUGCAGCUGUUGGUUGGACAAACAGGUUCAAGGAUCUACGAAUUCUCGUUUGCUUGGGGCACCCAGACGCUGAAGCGGGCGAUGCUCGCGAUGGUGUACCGACUCUAUGACCCUGGCCAGUGGGCGCAUCCCGACAUCGAAAUGGUCUAUCAGCCAGCUUCGGGUGACAGCAUACCGACGUGUGUCUACGACCUCACUUUUCAGCCAACGGAUUCCGAACCACAGGUGGUGUGUCGCGACUUCAUCUGUCGAUAUGGCGCCAACUCCUUCGGUACUCGGACGGACGUGUUUCAUGGUGGCCCCGAUCCUCCCGUUGUCGACGGUCACAGACUCAGAGUGGUCAAGAUACAACUCUGCCAUAAAUCUCGUUUCGACGAAAUCGAGGUGCUCAGACAUGUCAAAGGAGUCCCGGGGGUGGUCGAUAUGCUCCGGUCUCGAGCCCUGACACAUCUGUUUGGAGGUAGGGAAGAAGUAUGGAUCGGGAUGGGUCAGGAGGGCGCGCCGUUUAUGUCGAUUGAGACCCCUCGGGAGAUGCUCAUGGUGGCCUACGACGCGCUGGAAAUCACCCGAAUUCUGAAUGCCGAGCGCCGCGUUCUCCAUCGCGACAUUAGCACGGGGAACGUCAUGUACCUUCGGCGACCAAGGGUUGCAGAGCGGCGGACACAACGAGACGAAACCCCAGAUGAACGGCAGGCUGGAGAGGGCGGGGAAAAGGAUGAGACCGGAGAGCAGAACAAGAACAAGCACCGUUACUGCUUCGUAAGACGUCUGCUUGGCAAGAGCGACGACCCCAAGGAAACAUCGACGCUGCUAAUCGAUUUCAAUCACAGUGAAGUCUUGAGCUUACCUCGUAAGCCUGUUCGAGGAGAACGAACGGGAACUCCUGGGUUCAUGGCCAGGGCUGUCCACCGAGGAGAGCCACUCCAUCUUGAUCCCCGCUUUACUUUUGAAUUUAUAGCCAUCCCAAAUCCCCCAGAGACAUACAAGAACCUGUUUCCAGGACGCCUCGCCCGGUUCAGCCUUUGCGACACGAAGGAGAUCUUCGAGGCAGACGAAAAGGGAAACCCCCCGCACGACGUCGCCCCCUGGAGACACCAGCUAUAUCAUGACGCUGAAUCAAUCUUUUGGCUUGUCCACUACUGGGCGCUGAUGGCUAUGCCGUCGACCAAUGCCUAUCCAAAACGCUCAAUGAGGGAUGAAGAUAUAUGCAUCCCCAACGACGUCUGGACGGGGCUGCUUACGGCUCGGAAAAGGCUCCCUGAUGACCGAUCUGUGUUCCACCCGAGCUAUCGUGAUCUUUUCCCUCUUCUCACGGACAUGUCAUAUCACUUGGAAACUGACCCACAUUGGCUCCCGCAAAGCUCACCCCGAGCCCAGCCCGACUACAUCCACGAAUGUUUCCAGCGGCUCAUCCUUUCAUUCCUCCAAAACAAUUGGGACCAACCGUUCAUGAGCCUGAAGAAAUCCGUCAACCCUCGGAGCGUCUAUAAUACGUCUUUGAUUCCAUCCCGGUCAUCUAGGCUGUUGUCAUCAGCCCCAGCUCAACCUGGAACACCGCUAAAGCGGAGUUAUGGAUCGACAUUUAGUGUUGACUUCCGAACCCUCGGAACCGAAGCGCUAUCUCCUCCUCGAUCGCCAGUUAUGGGGAGCCCUCGGUCGACGUUCACUAUUGCGCCUGGGCCUUCUGAACCGUCUGGUGAAACCUUCACCGAGUCUACCCCGAUCCGGCCAGACGUGCCCCUCCCUCAGGAUAAAGGGGACGAUCCCUUCGUUCAGACAUGA
Messenger RNA from Coprinopsis cinerea okayama7#130, 2205 nucleotides. RefSeq names its product other/FunK1 protein kinase. Bases 1 to 2205 code for a protein of 734 amino acids. The transcript has 9 exons. Lineage: Eukaryota; Fungi; Basidiomycota; Agaricomycetes; Agaricales; Psathyrellaceae. The record is from RefSeq and is a predicted model, not a curated record.